GCGAGUCACCGCGAAUGCCGGCAAAGUGCGCGAAAAUUACCCACCGAUCGGGAGAGCGUGUGAGUUUGUGCUUCCUCAGGAUCGUCCGGGAUCCCCGUCGAGAUCGCCUGAGCGCGAUUUGGUUCGGCGAUCAGAUCGAGAUGUGUCUUCUCUCCGUAGGCUCCGAUCAUGGACUUCGACGCUGUCUGCAACUGCGGGGGCAAGGUCAACGUGAACGACUGGCAGUUGAACAGGAGCGGCCUGUUUUAUCACAAGGAAGUGGAAAAUGCGCUGUUCCUGCAGACGGAAUAUUCCUUCUCCCACAGGGAAGUCAGUCUCUUCAACUGCGUCAUGCCUGGAGCCAUAGCUGUGAUGAAUCUCAAGCAUCUCACUAGCUGCAUGGAGAUGCAGUUGAAGAUAUUAAGUAGACACAACAGAUCUAUCACAAUAUCUGGAGCAUGCGACGAUCGUCGUGAUUAUUUCUCCAUAAGGAAGAUGGUCUGUGAAUUCAUUUUAUAUUUUCGUGCGUACAUGAACAGUAUAAGAUGGGAUCUCAGUAUAUUGGAAAUAAUAGAACCUGAAAUCAGUAAAGAUGUGGACACUUUGUUCGGCUCCAUCAAGCAGUUUUUCAGCACAUUGCACAGUAUUCCAGAUUCCACUCUGCUUUAUGCAGCUUCUAAUUUAGGCAACAAGUGUAAGCAACCAGAAUUUCAUUUGUAUCAUAUGCACAUAGAGUUAAGAUGGUUCUUUGUCACGCUGAUGCGUGCACGCACUAUGUGGUACCAGGAUUCGAUACACAUGCAAUUGGAGGAGUUUGAGAAUACAUUUGCAACGGUCAUCAAUGAUCUGAUAUAUUCUGCUUUGAAAGUGUUCGAGAGGUUAUCCUUGAACUGGACCACGGAUCUGAAGCAGAAAACGCCGUACAAUUGUACGUGUAUACGAGAAUUGUGGCUGAUGCUUCAGAUAUUCAUCGAUAACUUUGAGGAAAGGGUGAAAACUAAGGUAUUUUGGGAUCAUGUAAACGUUUGUAUCAAUAAAAUAUUAGAUAAGAAUCAGACCGAGGUAAUGUCCUGGCACAGAAGAGUGAGUCCUUUGUCAGACUGUAAAAACUCCGAACUGUUCUGCAUCUGGAUAAUAUACCACUUGUCUCUGUUGUACGGAUACAGCAGCGACGGCAUAUACUUACAAUCUUCCUCGCCAAGGAUCAGAUCUAAUUACGAGCAAGUUGAGAAAAUUCUCAAAGUAUAUGUCUGCAAGGGAGGGAAGGACGGCGAGAGGGACGAACUUGAUACCGAGCUGAAGAUUAUAAUACCGUUGUUACACGACCUCAUUAUUAACUGGUGGAAACCGAGGAUAUCAGUUGUGUCUUUGGGUCUCUGGGACUGCUUUCACAAGAGAUUGGACCAGCCGUUCUUACAGCAGACUUCCGGGCCCUGGGCCUUGUCUUUUGAAAAGAAAAGCGCUGCGGAUAUUCUGAAACAAAUCAACGAUAGAAUUGACGGCAAGUUCGAGCAGUCUAAGGAAUCGAGCUACAGCAUGUUCUUGCAUCUGCUAGGGACUUUCUUGAAGAACUACAGCAAGAUGGAUGCGAAGUAUUGGAAUCAGGUCAAGGGUCGCGUGUAUACGAGAUUCUCCAAGAGCAAAGUCAGGGAAUUCUCCGAAAGCGGCCUAUAUAAUUUCAUAUCUUUAUUUAUUACUUUAGCCAUUACUGCAGAUACUACUAACGUGUGUUUAACAAUGCUGGAACUGUUGCCAUCUACAAACGAGGUAAACAAUGAAAACAACAAGAAGCACAAUUUAGUUUGGAAAGGGAAACUGGUGUGUCUGCUGUUGUUCAACGAAAAGGGAUUAUCCUUUAGUUCUAUAGCUAAUCAUUUCACAGAAACAAUCAACUUAAUAAGCUGCCGUAAAGACGAAGUAUCUCGCUCCAUGAUGACAAACUUCGUCGACGUGCUAAAUAAGAUCUUAUCCGGCAACGAGAAAAUGGAUCUGGGGGAACAUCAUUUCAUCGGCGGCUGGAUCGAUCGUUACCUCUUGGAGUGUCCGAAAAAUAGAAUCGCCGCUUUGCUCGGGAUGCUCGCCAACGUUUUCGAGAAGUGUGUCUUGCAAGUUUCCUGCGACAAUUCAGAUGGUGCCAGAAAAAUUUUGGACGCGCUCUGGUGUUUUGUCGCUUCCAGAGUUCGUCAACUAGUCUUCGAUCCUGUUCUCAGCGGCGAUAACUACAAAGAUAUCGCCAAACUAGCUGUCAUAUUCACGCUCGAGGGAAUCAGGGAUCCAGCUACUGCCAAGAAAUAUAAGCAUUCGGUUGCGUCUUUAUUCCAACAUUUCGCGGCAUCAAUAUUCAUUAAAGAUACAAGAAUUACUCAGUAUUAUUUAGCGUCACUUCUCGAGGACAGCCAGACUGUACGAAGCUUGAAGACAGAAAUCGUUAAUUUCGAUACCACUCUUAUUCAAGCCUGGGUCAAGUGUUCUAUCGUCGGUCACGGCACUGACAAGGAGGAACUAAAGAUCCUGCAGUAUUAUAUUACCGAGAUUUAUGAGAUUCAAGAUAUAUUUGUAUCGGCUGAUGAUCUGCAGGAAUUUCGGAACAGCAACGAACCCAUCCUGACUUUCAUAAUAUCGCUCAUGAAAAGGCAGAAUCUUUUAAAGUCUGAACAGGAGAGAUUCCAUUAUAGUGCAAAAUGUAGGACGUACUUCAAGAAUCUGGAGAAGUGGGUCCUGAUACCCAUAACGGAGGAAACAAGAGACUCGGAAGCGGCAUUCUGGAUCUACAGGUGCCUCGGGACGUUGAUACUCUGCAUUUCGCCGAUCCUGUAUACUAAAAAUCAACCGAACGAUAUGUUAAGAACGCUGGUCAACAAGGUUAUACUCGUGCCUGAGAAUUCAACGCAGCCGUAUAUCAAGCAAUUGGGAAAGAGAAUAUUCUCCAUGAUGAUACUCGGUCUGGAGAAAUUGAACGUCAAGGGUGAUAUAAUUCUGCAGGCGAUGAUAAGAGAUAUCUUCGAUCAAUACCUGCCGAUUUUAAUAACUGAGAUCAACAGCGGUGCCAGUUUUAAGAUUUCCGAUAUAUUGCUGAAGUGUUUCAAAGAGGCGACUUGCGAAUUCAUGCGUUCGAUCUUCGAGAUGCUGAUGUCGAAUUUUUACAGUACAUCGUCCGACAAUGUCAUGCAUAAACAUUCCAUUUUGAUAACUUGGCUCAUUAAGACACUGCUUAAAGAUGGAAAAACGUAUCCCAGGUAUAUCGUGGAACAUAUCAUUCAGGUUUGUUUGCCGAACAUCUUCGGAUGCUACAUGAAGGUUCACGAUCAUCAUCCGCACAAGCUGCACACGAUCGAUUUCAUCAGUGACGUAAUCAAGAGUCCUUACUACGAGGAAAAUAAGAUAAUCAGAGAAAAAUUCCAGACUGUCAUUUCCGCUGCGAUGCGAAAGCACUUGACGCUAAACAUGCAACCCACGUUCGAGUUUCUACGAUCGGUCCUGCCGAUAACGAAGGGUACAAUAAUCGGUUUGUUGCCGCAGAUCGAAGCUGUCGUAUCGCAGGCUGAACAACAUCGUCGACACAACGCGGUGUCCUUGAGGUUUAUGUGGAAUCAGCUGAAAAAACACAUGCUGAAUAUGGACAAUAAAUUGUGAUAAGGUUACAAAAUUUAUUAAUAAGCGCUAAAUAUGUGUCCUCAAUAAUGACGAUCCGGAUUUCUUCCUAGAAGUUCUCGGACUGACGACCGGUAAAUUCAAAAUGCUGAUCUGAUUUCAACGGGCGUGUACCCUAUGUUCGUGUACCGAAAACCGUACAUAUUCGCCUAAUUAUCGAGCUAAAAUAUACAAAUAGCAGCGAAAGAUAACAUUAAAUUAUACGUAUAUACGUGUAAUAUAUA
Messenger RNA from Dinoponera quadriceps, 3854 nucleotides. RefSeq names its product protein MMS22-like. Gene Ontology annotation, cellular component: nuclear replication fork. Lineage: Eukaryota; Metazoa; Arthropoda; Insecta; Hymenoptera; Formicidae. The record is from RefSeq and is a predicted model, not a curated record. Gene Ontology annotation, biological process: double-strand break repair via homologous recombination; replication fork processing. Bases 169 to 3612 code for a protein of 1147 amino acids. The transcript is spliced from 20 exons.